Paramormyrops kingsleyae is the source of this 2131-nucleotide messenger RNA. RefSeq names its product charged multivesicular body protein 4C (gene chmp4c). Gene Ontology annotation, biological process: late endosome to vacuole transport via multivesicular body sorting pathway; vesicle budding from membrane. NCBI's taxonomy places the organism in Eukaryota, Metazoa, Chordata, Actinopteri, Osteoglossiformes, Mormyridae. Gene Ontology annotation, cellular component: ESCRT III complex; multivesicular body; cytoplasmic side of plasma membrane. The record is from RefSeq and is a predicted model, not a curated record.
UAUUAUCUACGUGUUUACUCAAAGUGUGUUGUUUUUACAGUCGGUUUGGUGUCUCGUAGCAGUUCAACAAUUUAUGGCAAACAAGCUUAAGAGCAAAACUUAAUUAGCCACCCAAAUAAUUGUACAAUUGUACGUUUUCAGCGUGGAGGUCAUUUUCAUAGGCUUGACUCUGUUUACAUCCACGCUUCGCUCAUUCCCUCCUUCCAGGCGUCAAGUUUCAGGAAGUCACAGGAAGCUAUCCAUAGGCUGAGGGAGACGGAGGAGAUGUUAACCAAAAAGCAGGAGUACCUGGAGAAGAAAAUCGAGCAAGAAAUUGCCAUCGCCAAAAAGAAUGGGACCAAAAAUAAAAGAGCUGCCCUCCAGGCCCUCAAGAGAAAGAAGCGUCUGGAGCAGCAUCUGACGAAGAUUGACGGCACACUGUCCACCAUUGAGUUUCAGCGGGAGGCGCUGGAGAACGCCAACACCAACACAGAGGUGCUGAAGAACAUGGGAUACGCUGCCAAGGCCAUGAAGGGCAUUCAUCAGAACAUGGACCUGGAGAAGAUCGAUUCGCUGAUGCAAGACAUCACAGAGCAGCAGGAGGUAGCAGAGGAGAUAAGCAACGCCAUCACACAGCCAUUCGGGGAGGAUUUUGAUGAGGACGAGCUUCUUGCUGAGCUAGAGCAGCUGCAGCAGGAGGACAUGGAGGAGAGCAUGAAGAGCAUGGGCAAGCUGCCCAGCGUGCCUGCCACCUCUCUGCCCGCACUGCCGAAGCAGAAGACAGCCACCAAGACGAAGAAGAAGGUCGAGGAUGAUGACGAUAUGGAGGCACUGGCUUCCUGGGCAACAUAACAUGUUUAUAUUCGUAGACAUACGUGUACACAGGCCAUGACGGUGCAGUUUGUCAGGCAGUAACUGCCGAACUGACACGUUCGUGUUUUGUGUGUUUUUUUAAUUAUUUGUAAAGUCUAUAUUUAUAAAUGGUCUUAAAGAGAGCAUACAAAGACCCACAUCCUUCCUUUAUCGGCUCUUUUAGUGCUGAUUCACAGUCGGAGUGGAUUUCCUGCAGUGAUUACAAUCUCGUUGAUCGUCUGUGGUGAUGUAGCAGACUGUACAUGCAAUUGUAAUGUUUUCAUCCUCAGUUUUUUAGUUUGUCACUACAGCUUAGGAAGCUUUUUUGAUCUAUACCAUGUAUGUUAUUGAAGUAAAUUGUAGAUUUUGGGUAGUCUACUUAUUUUGAUGAAUGACCAGCUUUUAAAGUAAUCAGCCUGUGAAUGUGCAUCUGAAUAUCAGUACAUUUUAACUUUAGUACUGUAGCAUCUUCCUGCCAAAAUGCUGUCACACUCUGUAUAAAGCCUCUAAGCGAGCGAGUUCCCUUAAGUGGGUACAGAUGAUCGAGGUGCCAGAUGACCACAGUGUUUCUUGUAUCUUUUUGAAUAUACUUUUUACCUGCUGUGGGAUCGUCUGGAGCCUUUCUUGGGUAGCAUAGGGAAGAAGGCUGGGCUUCACCCUGGCGGGUUGUGGCAGACGUACUAAACUAUACUCUAUGGGCUAUUUAGGGACACCAGUUGGUCCAAAUGUGUCUCUUUGGACAGAGGCAGGAAACCCAUGUAACUCAUGCGGACAGCACGCAUUGAGCUUUGGCGCUAACAUUGGGGCUGCAUUGGGAUGCAUGUGGACACCACUGUGGGGGGGGGGGAAUGACAGAAAUCAUCCCCUUUAUAAACCUGCCACUCCAUUCCCAUACAUUGUUCUGUGUAAGUGUUAGUCACAGAAAGGUAAAUAUACCUGUUUUUUCAGGGGUACUCAACUGGCGGACUCCAGAACAAAACUAUUUAAUCUGGGCAAUCGUUCCCCCCCCAGCAAAUUUUGUCAUCGGGGACCCCCUGCACCCCCUGCGCCCUAUCCAUCCACCUUAAACUAUUUUUUUUUCUUUGACCGCUGGCUGUCAUGCUAACAUACCGAUGUAUAGCAAGAGAAUUUCUUAUUGUAAACAGUGAAGCCCCAAAUCGUCAUGGUCUGCUUAUUCAUUGUUUUACAUAAUGUAAAUGAAGCUUUGGUGUGAGGUAUUGUUUGACUGUGUCUGGUAUAUCCUGUCAAAAAAAGAUGAUUUAGACAACUCCUCUUGACAUAUUAAACAAUUUUGCUACUA